UGAAGAGGAGGGGAGAACACUACCCACUGACCUAUAGUGUAUCUGUAUAUGCCUCUCUAAAGGAAACAGUCAUUAAUUGAUUACUGAAAAACAGAACUGCCCACCCAGAGUUGAUGGGCCUUUGACACCCCCCCCCCAUUUUGAUGAAUCCCUGGUAUUUAAGUGCAACAAUAAACUAUUACACAGUUUGGACCAAAUACAACAUCUUUAAUGUUAGAAUCAUCCUGAAGACUGGUUUGGAGUCAGUCUGUAGAUACUUCUAUGUAGAGUUCCCUGUUUUGCAGUUGAGGCUCAAAUAUCAACUCACAAAGCUGUUAAGUGGUGGAAUGAGAUCCUGGAUCUUUUUGUUGCUUUAUCCCAACCAGUUACAUGUUGUGUGCCUGUCAAGGAUAAAAGGUUAUUGGUGAUGAUGAUGUGGUCUGUGGGCUGGUCCCUGUUUUUACAUCGAGAACUCUAACUGUGGUGGUAGGAAUCUCCUGUUGCUGUAGAAGUCAGUAUAGGUCUUCUGAGCAUUCGUGCCUAGAAGGAAUGUGCUGUGUCUACCAUUUCAUAAUGUGUGUCAGAGCAGUUAGUUGGUCCUGAGAGCCAGAGGUCUGGAGAAAGGCUCCUCCCAUUAUGGAAGUGACGACCCCCCCCCCCCCGUUUCUAUACAAGACUUUCAUUUCAACACAGACAAAAUUUCAAUAAUUUGUCCUCAUAUAAGGCAGAUUUUAAAUGAUAUAAAUGUUUUUUAAUUUUUAUCAUAUUUUUAGUAAUUGUGUGUUGGGAGUUGUGUGCAUGCCAGAGUGUGCGUGUGGGGUGGGGGUCAGAAAAUGGUUUGCAGGAGUCAGUUCUGUCCUUUCAGCAGAGGGUCCUAGGGCUCAGACUCAAGUGUUUUUACCUGUUGAGCCAUCUUGCCAGCCCUGAAUUCUUAUAUAAUUGUUUUAAGACUGAUAAAAGUAGAGUGAUGAUUAAUUUCACCUUUUCUGUCUUAACUAAAACCCCUUUAGUGAUGCCUCUUAGAUUUCCAAGAAUUAGUAAGACAAAAUUUUGUGCCUCUCUCCCUCCCUUAUUCUCCUCCCCUACCUCUUUCCCUCCCUCCCCUAUUUCUCCUCUCCCUUCUUACUCUCCCUCCUCUCUGUUCCCUCUCUGCAGGAUCUUCUUAUGUGACUUAGGCUGACUUUGAACUCCCAACCUACCUAUGGCAGCUGCCUCCUAAGUAAUAAAGCUGGGUUGGGUUUGGUUUUUUCUGUUGUUGGUGUGUUGGGUUUUGUUGUUGAUUGAUUGAUUUUAUUUGUGUGUGUGCAGCAAAUUGUAAAAUUGUAAAUGAUAAUCUCCUAGGGCUUAAAAGGACCCUGACCCAGGAAUGAGGGCCUGGGUCUUUAAUUCUGGGUAAGGCUUAGAAUCUUAAUAUCAGCAUCACAUUUAGUCAUGCUAGUAGAGGUUGGAAGGGUCUAGAAGGAAAAUUUAUUUUAGUAUCUCGCUCUUAAGGCUUUAAAGGAGGAGUGAGUAUAUUCAAAGCCUUUGGCAAUUGGCUUUUUACGUGAGGACACAAGCUCUUAAUACAAACGACAGUUUCUUUACCCAUAUUGGGAAGGUUUUAGUAAAGUUAGAAACUUCAAAAUACUGCCUGACUUUAGCCUCUCUAACAUCCUUUAUCAGCCAAGAAAUCAGCUCUGAGUUCAGAAUUGGCAGAUCAGGAAAGCAGAGAGCAGUGGGUGAGUCUGGGGCAUCUACACGGAAGUUCUUUCUUUGCUAGUGUUUAUUUUAGUGCUAAGUGUUGUGUGUGUAAGCUUCAUUCACUGGUAUAAGGUCCUUAUAUCUAUUUAAAGGGCAAAUUCCAUUAGUAAAUUUGUAAUUCUUGUUAAAGUUGGGUGGGAAUGCAUAACCAACGCCCCGUACUAAUGUUUAGACUCUAGUCUUCAGUAGCUAGUGGUGGAGGCAAUUAAAGACUCAGGAUCAAGUAACAAAUUAUUUUUCUACUUUGGAUAGCUGUGCUAAUCUGAUCUGUAAAUCUACUUUUCCUAGUCUAAACUGAACUGAUUCUGGGUAGAAUUUUCCUCAAAGCUCCUGGGACAAAUGAGAACUGGGAUUGGACAUAGAGCUUAGGGUGAGGCAGUUACAUAAAUAGUUUGGGCUUUUAUCUGUUUGAUUUAAAACGAGAAGUAUUGAUUACACCCUUUCAGUGUUCAUUAAGCCCUUGGAUGCUACUAACUUCACCUCCUUUGCUCCCCACAUUGCAGCACUGGAAAUGUCCAUUGUUUCCCCUGGCCGUUGUUUGCAAUCUGUUUCCGUUAAAAGCUGCUUCUGAAAGAGUCUUGUCUUCUGAAGUACACGUCCCAAGUGCUGAAAGUUUUUAUGUUGAAAAUAGGACCACCAAGUGUUAGACAUUUCUCAGUUGCAGUACACAGACUGAAAAGAUUGACAUAGAAGAAGAAACGGGAAGAAUAAAAGAUUGCUGGGACAACCAGGAUGUUCCUGCACUGUCUACGUGUAGCAAUGCCAGUAUCUUUCGAAGGAUAAAUGCCAUUUUGGAUGAUUCAUUGGACUUCAGUAAAGUCUGCACAACACCCAUAAAUCGAGGAAUUCAUGAUCAUUUGCCAGACUUCCAGGACUCUGAAGAAACAGUUACAAGCAGGAUGCUUUUCCCCACCUCUGCGCAAGAAUCUCCCCGUGGCCUCCCAGAUGCAAAUGGCUUGUGCCUUGGCCUGCAAUCACUCAGACUGACUGGCUGGGACCGACCCUGGAGCACUCAGGACUCAGACUCCUCAGCCCAGAGCAGCACACAGUCGGUAUUAAGCAUGCUCCAAAAUCCACUGGGAAAUGUCCUAGGAAAAACCCCCUUGAGCUUCCUGUCUCUGGAUCCCCUUGGGUCUGACUUGGACAAGUUCCCAGCACCCUCAGUUAGAGGAUCUCGCCUGGACACUCGGCCCAUCCUGGACUCCCGUUCUAGCAGCCCCUCUGACUCAGACACGAGUGGCUUCAGCUCUGGAUCAGAUCAUCUCUCAGAUUUGAUUUCAAGCCUUCGCAUUUCCCCUCCUCUGCCCUUCCUUUCUAUGACGGGAAAUGGGCCCAGAGACCCUCUAAAGAUGGGCGUUGGUUCCCGAAUGGACCAAGAACAAGCUGCUCUGGCUGCAGUUACUCCCUCUCCAACCAGUGCUUCAAAGAGAUGGCCAGGAGCUUCUGUGUGGCCAUCCUGGGACCUUCUUGAAGCUCCUAAAGACCCUUUCAGCAUAGAGAGAGAAGCUAGACUACACCGGCAGGCAGCAGCUGUAAAUGAAGCUACUUGUACCUGGAGUGGCCAGCUUCCUCCACGAAACUAUAAGAACCCCAUCUACUCAUGCAAGGUGUUCUUAGGAGGUGUUCCUUGGGAUAUUACGGAAGCUGGAUUGGUUAACACCUUCCGUGUUUUUGGCUCUCUGAGUGUGGAGUGGCCUGGUAAGGAUGGCAAGCACCCCCGGUGUCCUCCCAAAGGUAAUAUGCCUAAAGGGUAUGUGUAUUUGGUGUUUGAACUAGAGAAGUCUGUCCGGGCCUUGCUUCAGGCUUGUUCUCAUGACCCGAUGAGCCCAGAUGGCCUGAGUGAAUAUUAUUUCAAGAUGUCCAGCCGAAGGAUGCGCUGCAAAGAGGUGCAGGUAAUCCCUUGGGUCUUGGCUGACAGCAACUUUGUCUGGAGCCCAUCUCAGAGGCUGGAUCCAAGCAGGACGGUGUUUGUUGGUGCCUUGCACGGGAUGCUCAAUGCUGAGGCUCUGGCUGCCAUCUUGAAUGACCUAUUUGGUGGAGUGGUGUAUGCUGGGAUUGACACAGAUAAGCACAAGUACCCCAUUGGGUCUGGUCGUGUGACUUUCAAUAACCAACGUAGUUACCUGAAAGCAGUCAGCGCUGCUUUUGUGGAGAUCAAAACCACCAAGUUUACCAAGAAGGUUCAGAUUGACCCCUAUCUAGAAGAUUCUCUGUGUCUUAUCUGCAGUUCACAGCCUGGCCCUUUCUUCUGUCGAGAUCAGGUUUGCUUCAAGUAUUUUUGCCGAAGCUGCUGGCACUGGCGACACAGCAUGGAAGGCCUGCGCCACCACAGCCCCCUGAUGAGGAACCAGAAAAACUGAGAUGCCAGCUAGAGAAGCUGGCCUUGCCCAGUGGCCUGUAUUGCCCAAGGCUGGCAAAUCAGGCCUGUACCCUGCACUGGCGCCCAAGGAGCUAGCUUUCUGCAGACAAGGGAAACUUGUAGUCACCUUUGUACUUGCUAAAUCUGUCUUUGUUUCUGCACUAAUUAAUGCACAAUGAGUUUUGUGAGGUUUUGUGUUCAGGGGGUGUGCCAGAGCAAGGACCCUCAGGCUCACCCUCAAGCAAAUGUAGUUUUCCCAGAUUCUAGUUCCUCAUUUUGCAAAUGAAAAGAAAAACAACAACAAACUGUGUGUCCGGGAGGUAUUGACAGAUGCCUACACCUAAGUUUAUUUAUUAAAGCGCUUUCUACAUUCCUCGCAAUACUGGCGGUGGUGAUGCGCAGGUCUCAUCCGUUCAUUCUUGCAGUUGCCAUACAGUGCCUUUCCUUUGUUUAACCCCCACCUGAACGGCAUAAACUGAGUGUUCAGCUGGUGUUUUUUACUGUAAACAAACAAGGAGACUUUGCUCUUCAUUUAAACCAAAUCAUAUUUCAUAGUUUACGCUCGAGGGUUUUUACUGGUUCCUUUUUACACUCCUUAAAACAGUUUUUAAGUCAUUUGGAACAAUAGAUUUUUUUCUUUUCUGGCAGCUUUUAACAUUAUAGCAAAUUUGUGUCUGGGGGACUGCUGGUCACAGUUGCAAAUCAAAGCAUUUGUAACCAAGGGAAAAUUAUUUUAUUUAAAACUGGACCUGAGGGAGAAAAAUUACGUCUGAGCAGCUGCUGUAUAUAGUUUUAAAUAGUUUGUCGCACCUUCUUACAUUGCACUUACGUGGGGUGGGAAGGGUUGAUAGAAGUUUUUAAUCACAGUCACAGGACUUUUUCUUUUGUAACUGAGCUUAAAAAUUUAAAAAAAAAAAAAAGGGCUGCUUUUUGGUGGGGGCAGUUGAAGGCUCACAGGAGCCCUUUCUCUUAGAGGGGCAAGUACCCUUCCUUACAUAUUUUAUUUGAAGAAUGUAUGAAUCAACCGAGUUGACAAAAAAAAAUGCUACUGGAAUUUGCAAACUUGACUCUUUUCCUUUUUAAUUUACUUACUCCUUGCCCCUCUUAGGGAAGCUGUGUGCCAAAGAACCAGUGUCCUAACCCCUCCUCCCUCCUGCUGAGCUGAUGUUGCAUUGUUGCAUAUCCCAGCUACUCUGUGGGUUUGUGAAGCUGUGUGUGAAGUCUCUACCUCAUUGUUGUAUAUGCAGGCAAGACUGCACUCUACUACAGAUGUGUGGAGUAAGCUGUGGUGUACUUUUUUUUGGCACAUAAUAAACACGUUGCAGCAAA
Messenger RNA from Peromyscus leucopus (white-footed mouse), 5407 nucleotides. RefSeq names its product cytoplasmic polyadenylation element binding protein 1 (gene Cpeb1). Bases 2619 to 4079 code for a protein of 486 amino acids. Gene Ontology annotation, molecular function: mRNA regulatory element binding translation repressor activity; ribosome binding; translation factor activity, RNA binding. The record is from RefSeq and is a predicted model, not a curated record. Lineage: Eukaryota; Metazoa; Chordata; Mammalia; Rodentia; Cricetidae. The transcript is spliced from 12 exons. Gene Ontology annotation, cellular component: neuron projection; synapse; cytoplasm. Gene Ontology annotation, biological process: negative regulation of cytoplasmic translation.